Molecule: messenger RNA, 1289 nt
Organism: Juglans regia (Persian walnut)
Lineage: Eukaryota; Viridiplantae; Streptophyta; Magnoliopsida; Fagales; Juglandaceae
Exons: 1
Coding region: 204-953 (249 amino acids)
Source: RefSeq, a predicted model, not a curated record
CAAACAAUGCCAAGAUCCAUGUGGGGGAAGCUUCUAUAUGAUUUCUUUUUUUCAAACCUUUAAUUUGACUAAAGGUUGCUUGGAUCUAGCCCUCCAACCCCAAGCAAACCCCUGGAAUAAAUACUUGUGGAAAUCUCUCUCUCCCUCAAUCAACCAAAUCAAUUUCAAGUUCAUCAAUACGACCCAACGCCCUUUUCUUGCAGAUGUUGAAUCUUUUCGUUUGUGGCAGUGGCACUUUUCAUCGAGAAGAAGAUGAAGCUGAACCAUGGAGUAAUAGUCCUUGUUCAUCACCGAGAAAACCCAGAAGGAAGAACCAUAACAAGGACAGCAAGAACCCAUAUUCCACUCGUGGGCUGGAUAAGUUUUCUGAACUUCUAGCUGAUCUUGAGGAGAAGAGGAAUAAGAUUUAUUCACAAGUGGGCUCCCAAGACAUCUCUCUCGUACGCUUCAUGUACUCCAACUCCAAUGAUUGGGUUCCAAUUGUGGUGAAGUCCAAGAACAACAUGGAAGACAAAACACAGAUCAGGGAUAUUGUCAAAGAUAAGCAUGAUACACCGGCUAAAAGCUCCGUUGAUUCGAAAGAACUGAAGCAGCCAAUAUUGGAAUCAAAUGAAAGGCCUAAGAAGAAGAGGUUCUUUUGGAACUUGAAGUUGGAUAGAUGGAGACGUCCAUCUUAUUAUCUUCCAGCAAUUGUAAUCUUGAUUUUGUUGUUGUUGGCUGUGUUUGGGCGAUCUUUUGCUAUACUUUGUACCUCUCUUGGGUGGUACCUAGUCCCUGCCUUGAAGAUGAGCCCCAAUACGAAAAGGUCAACAAAAAAGAAAACUUAUGCAAGAGAAUUGAGCGAGAAUAAGAUGGUGGUCAGUGAGAAGGCGAAAGAGUAUACGAGAAGCAGUUCCGGGCUUGUGGAUCAAGGCAAAUCACCGCAGCAACACGGCCAUCGGAAAAGCUGGUGAAGAUCAUAAUCGUCUGAUUCUCUCCUUUCUCCGUCUUUUUCUGAGAAGUUAACAAUCUGUCUGUUGUGUUCAUAGGUGUAAAUUUUUAACUAGUUUUGUAGGGUUUUUUUUUUUUUUAAAUCUUCUUCUUCGCAUGUUGGGUUGGAUUGGAAAUUGAUCAAUCGCUGCUUGACAUGUUCACAAAUGUAUAUUAAGUAAUGUGUUUAGAGUUAGGCUAUAGAUCAUGAAAGCAAGUCAUGUCAUGUAUAAUCUGUAUGGCACAGUGAGUUUGUCAGAGUCCAAUGAUAAAUGAGCUUUCAUGUGAUCCCAUUACUGUAGAUUGAUUAUCUCUGCAUG